Molecule: messenger RNA, 1148 nt
Organism: Cucurbita pepo subsp. pepo (vegetable marrow)
Lineage: Eukaryota; Viridiplantae; Streptophyta; Magnoliopsida; Cucurbitales; Cucurbitaceae
Product: phosphoenolpyruvate carboxylase kinase 1
Biological process (GO): protein phosphorylation
Molecular function (GO): ATP binding; protein kinase activity
Source: RefSeq, a predicted model, not a curated record
UCUAUUUGGUUUCGUACAAUUUACAGUGGAAAACGAACGGAGGAGAAAAGGAAAAGAAGAAGAAGAAGAAAAACACAGUAAUGAGCAACGAUUUGAAGAGAGACUAUCAAGUAAUCGAAGAGAUCGGUCGGGGAAGAUUCGGCACCGUUUUCAGGUGCACUUCCAGAUCCUCUGGUGAAAACUACGCCGUCAAAACCAUCGAUAAGCGUCGGAUCUUGGCCGGCGAUUCACUCGAUGCCGAAUGCCUCGUCAAGGAGACGAAGAUUCUUCAUCUCCUUUACCCUCACCCUCACAUUCUCGCGCUGCAUAAUCUCUACGAAGACGAAUUUCAUCUCCAUAUGGUUCUAGAUCUCUGUUCCUCUUCCGAUCUCCACCGGCGAGUCACACUCCAGGUUUUUUCCGAGGCGGAGGCCGCUAUGAUCAUGUCGCAACUGAUGCACGCGGUGGCUCAUUGUCACCGUUACGGCGUUGCGCAUCGCGAUAUUAAGCCCGACAAUAUUCUGUUCGACGAGUGGGAUUCGGUGAAAUUAGCGGAUUUCGGAUCGGCGGAAAUGUUCAAGCAGGGAGAAGAGUCGAUGAGAGGCGUUGUCGGAACGCCGUACUACGUGGCGCCGGAAGUCCUGGCUGGAAAAGACUACGGCGAGAAGGUUGAUGUGUGGAGCGCCGGCGUGGUUUUGUACGUUAUGUUAGCAGGUUUUCCACCGUUUCAUGGAGAAUCGGUUGUUGAGAUCUUUCACGCGGUAUUGCGAGCGAAUCUGAGAUUUCCGUCAAGAGUUUUCCACUCUGUAUCUCCCGCGGCAAAAGACUUGCUCAGGAAAAUGCUCUGCAAAGAUGUUUCCAGAAGAAUCUCCGCCGAACAAGUCCUCAGACAUCCAUGGAUAACCAGCUGCGUAGAAAGCAGGGCGGCAACGGGACUAUGCUAAAGUUUUGUACUAAUAGAAGAGAAAAAGGAAAAAGGAAAGAAAAAGUGAGUUUGAGCCUCUUCUUCUUCCUUUCUAGUUUGUAUAAAGGUUUUGCGCAGUGUAAACAUGGCGGAGCCAAAUGAAUAAGCAUGUGAUAUAAAGCAGUUGCUCUGAAUCACUUGUAUGGCACUCUGAAACCUUUCUUGUAGAUUUCAAUGCAAUUGCUACCCAGAAUUCUUAUCACCA